AUAAUGUUGACCUUGAAUUUCACCACCAUGAAGAUGAUGCAAUUCCAAUAUAGUUUAUCUGCCGUUGUUACAUGAUAAACGGAAUCCUUUUGCUCGCGUGUUUCAUAUCAGCGCUCAUCUGCCAAAAAGAAAUUCAGUUCAGUCAUCCACAAGAUGAGCGCGAUAACACAUAUUUUGUACGGUGGAUACGAAGGUCCGGUCGAAGAAAUUUGUUUAAAUGCUCAAUCACUGGGUGAAGCUCUGCUGAAUAAAUUACGUGCAUCUGGACAUCGAAUUGUAUUGGUGGAUGGAAUCAGUGGUGAAGAGAUCAGCGCGCAUACGUUAUUAACAAAAGCAAUAUGCGUAGCACGGUAUUUAAAAGACAAAUUUGACAUCAAAUCCGGUGAUGUUAUUUCAAUUUGCAGUGAAAACCGGAUUGAAUUUGCCAUUACCAUACACGCAACGCUUUUUCUCGGCGCAACCAUUGCUCCACUUAAUCAAAGCUAUAUCAAAAAUGAGAUGAAUCAUGCGAUUAACUUAUCAAAGCCGAAAAUAAUUUUUGUAUCGCCAUCGAAUUUGGAUAAAAUUAUGGCCGCUGCGAAAAAGAAUUCAUUUAUCGAACAAAUCAUUCUGUAUGAUAAUUCAAAUGACAUGGCAAUGAAUUUGACGGGAAAACAAACACCAAUAUCUUUUAUUCGAAUCAUUGAGACCGACUCACGACCCAACGAUUUUAAAUGUGAACCACAAAAUAUGAAGGAAAAUGUUGCUGCAAUCUUAUGCUCAUCAGGUACGACUGGCUUUCCUAAAGGUGUUCAAACGACUCAGUUCAACUUUUUCAUUGCAAGCGUUCAAUUCCAUGGGCGUUUGCAUCGUGAUGAAAUGCCACCAUCUGGAGAGCCGAUCAUUUUGGGUAAUCUUCCAUUGUUUCAUGCAUAUGGUAUGGUCAUUUACAUGAUCACUUACUUGGCUCGAGAAACGGAAAUCCACAAAACCAUUUUACUCCCGCGAUUUGUGGAAAACGAUUUUCUGCGAUGUAUUCAGACAUACAAAGUAAAUACCGCGUUUUUUGUUCCACCAAUAAUGGUUCUACUUGCGAAAUCGCCGUUAGUUUCGAAAUACGAUCUGAGUUCCUUGCAUGUCAUCAUUUGUGGAGCCGCACCGCUUGGCAAAAAAACUGAAAUCGAAGUGAAGACACGCAUCGGAGUCAAAAUUGUGAGACAGGGUUACGGUAUGUCAGAAGGGACAUUUGCUUUUUGCACACAAGAUGAUAAUCACCAUACAAAUGGUUCGGUUGGUGUUUUGUAUAAGGGAAUCUAUGGGCGAGUGGUCGAUGUUGACACGGGCAAGUAUUUGGGUGUGAGACAAGAGGGUGAACUUCAGUUCAAAGGUCCAAAUACUAUGAAGGGCUAUAUUGGGAAUAGACAAGCCACCAGUGCCACCGUCGAUGCAGAUGGUUGGCUUCAUACCGGAGACAUUGGAUACUACGAUGAAAAUGGCGAAUGGUAUGUUAUAGAUCGAAUUAAAGAGCUCAUCAAAUACAAGGGAUAUCAAGUGCCACCGGCCGAAAUCGAAGCACUCUUACUCACUAAUCCGAACAUCCAAGACGCUGCUGUGAUUGGCAUACCCAACGAACUUGCCGGCGACCUAGCAUUUGCAUUUAUUGUUAAACAAUCAAGUGCACAAAUCACCGAAAUGGAUGUCAUCCGCUACGUUGCAGAGCGUAUAUCACAUCCAAAACGUUUGCACGGCGGAGUCAAAUUCAUAGAUGCCAUACCAAAAAACCCGAGUGGAAAAAUUUUACGGCGCGUUUUACGCGAUAUGAUCAAAAACCACAAGUCGCAAACGAACAUGGGCGAUGAUAAUGAGAAGAAUAUUCUGUACGGUGGACCGGAACCUCCGUUAAUUGAUGAAGAAUCAAAAUCGUUGGGCGAAGUAAUACUGAAGAAGCUCGCCACUAAUGGAAACGAUGUGAUGUUUAUUGAUGGUGUCACUGACACAAAAUUGGCACGACAUGAGACUCGGAAAAAGGUCAUACGUUUGGCGAAGAGCUUGUCGAAUGUGUACGGUGUGAAAGAGGGUGAUGUAAUUGGGUUAUGCAGCGAAAAUCGAUUGGAAUUCCCCGUCAUUGUGUUUGCUGCAUUUUGCUUGGGCGCAACUAUAGCACCGCUAAAUGUUACUUACACCGAUCGUGAAUUUGAUCACGCCAUCACUUUAUCGCGGCCAAAAUUGAUUUUUGCGUCGAGAGCCGUCAGUAAGCGAGCCAUUAAGGUAUCGGAGAAAAAUUCAUUUGUACAAAAAGUUAUACUCAUCGAUUCGGUGUCGAGUGAAAAGGGAAAACAAUUCACCAGCAAACUCACAAUAUCGUAUGACGAACUGGUUGGUUCGGUCAAAAUUGAAGAAUGCUUACAGUUCCAAUGCAAGGCUGUGGAUAUGAAAAAUAAUGUUGCAUUGGUGUUGUGCUCGUCAGGUACCACUGGCUUACCAAAAGGUGUCGAACUGACCCAAUACAAUAUAUUGAUUGGAACUUCGCAACUAAAUGCUACAAUUGCGCAGGCGAUAGCAUUUCUGGGUCGAUUCAGUAUUUUAAUGGUGAUUCCAUGUUUCCAUGCCUACGGCCUUCUAACCAUGCUCGGUAUGUCUGUGUGCGGUGCCGAAAUUGUAUUCCUACCGAAAUUCGAAGAACAUCUUUUCCUGCGAACGAUUCAAACGUACAAAACCAAUUCGGCAUUUUUGGUUCCACCCCUACUGCUAUUUUUGGCCAAAAGUCCAUUGGUCGAUAAGUACGAUGUAAGCUCACUCAUUAUAAUUGGAUGCGGAGCGGCACCGUUGAGCAAGGAAAUUGGUGAUGCGGUCAAAGCACGUUUGAAUAUUCUUGCUUUGCGCCAGGGCUACGGAAUGAGUGAAAUGACAUUGAGUGUAUUGGCCCAAACCGAAGGUUUUGAGAAAGUCGGUAGUGUAGGCACACUGCGACCGGGCACUUGGGGCAAAGUUAUUGAUCCAGAAACGGGCAAAGCACUAGGGCCGAACCAAAGAGGUGAAAUGUGUUUCAAAGGUAGCCCAAUUAUGCGUGGUUACAUUCGAAACGAGGAGGCAACCAAACAAACCAUCGACGCUGACGGAUGGCUUCACACCGGUGACAUUGGCUACUACGAUGAUGAUCUUGAAUGGUUUAUUGUCGAUCGACUCAAAGAAUUAAUCAAGUAUAAGGGUUUCCAAGUACCACCGGCCGAAAUUGAAGCAAUUCUACUCACACAUCCGGAUAUUAUUGACGCGGCCGUGAUCGGUGUUCCAGAUGAAAAUGCUGGUGAAUUGCCAUUUGCUUUUGUGGUACGCAAACCAAAUGCAAAAUUAACCGAAAAGGACGUCAUCGACUUUGUUGCCAAAACUGCAUCGCCUGCAAAACGACUUCAUGGUGGUGUUAAGUUCAUAGAUGCCAUACCAAAAAAUCCCACGGGAAAAAUUCUACGACGUGUUUUACGAGAUCACGUUACCAAAAAGCCAAAAUCAAAGCUGUAAUUUAUUUUACACACACAAAGUUACAUAUACAACAACAACAUCAACAAAUAAAACAAAAAAAUAGACGUGCAAUGUUUAUUUUACCUAUUUUUUUUACCGUUAUUCUGUGGCUUAGAUAUUUUUUUUUUUAAUUAUUUAUUUCACUUUGAUAUUCCAAAUAAGACGAAAAUGGCUGGUGUUUGUGUUUUGAGUUUAACAUCCGAACAGGAUUUUGAAUAAGGUUUAUUUUUUGUUUCUUUAUUUUUGUUCUUUUAUAAUUAGCUUAAAAUAAAAAUUGACACUGUGUGGUUUUUUGAUAGAAUUUUUCUACAAUAAAAACUGUUUCGAGCAAAAUCGAAUUCACAAAACGGAAUAAAA
Molecule: messenger RNA, 3852 nt
Organism: Sitodiplosis mosellana (orange wheat blossom midge)
Lineage: Eukaryota; Metazoa; Arthropoda; Insecta; Diptera; Cecidomyiidae
Exons: 15
Coding region: 154-3495 (1113 amino acids)
Biological process (GO): long-chain fatty acid metabolic process; fatty-acyl-CoA biosynthetic process
Molecular function (GO): long-chain fatty acid-CoA ligase activity
Source: RefSeq, a predicted model, not a curated record